Molecule: messenger RNA, 1628 nt
Organism: Salvia hispanica
Lineage: Eukaryota; Viridiplantae; Streptophyta; Magnoliopsida; Lamiales; Lamiaceae
Gene: ACR8
Product: ACT domain repeat 8
Source: RefSeq, a predicted model, not a curated record
UGUCGCGUCAAUGUUUUAGAGAGAGAAACCAAAAGGCGCCCCGCCCUUCUAGAGAGAGAGAGAGCAGCCCAGAUUUUCCCCCCACUGCUACAGUCGCUCUCUGAAAUAUGGAGUGGCGGAGGCCGACGUAUUUGGAUGAGUAUGAAAAGCUUCUUACUCGAAUGUCCACGCCGAGGGUCAUGAUCGAUAAUGCGGGCUGCUCCAACGCGACUCGUCUCACGAUCGACAGUGCUAGAAAGCACGGGAUUCUUCUCGAAGCUGUCCAGGUUUUGACGGAUUUAAAUCUAUCGAUUAAGAAGGCUUACAUUUGCUCCGACGGCAGGUGGUUCAUGGAUGUUUUUCACGUGACUGAUUUGAAUGGAAACAAAUUAACUGAUGAGAGCGUUUUGGGCUGCAUUGAGGAGUCACUGGAGACGAUUCAUUACGGUAGAUCAAAAGGUAUUGAUGGCCUAACUGCUUUGGAGCUUACGGGCACGGACCGGAUCGGGCUGCUGUCUGAGGUUUUCGCGGUGCUGUCGAAUCUGAAUUGCAAUGUGGUUGAUGCCAAAGUUUGGACACACAACGGCAGGAUUGCGUCCUUGAUCUACUUGAAGGAUGAUGACUCGGGCUGCCCAGUUGAGGACUCGGAGAAGCUGGAGAAGAUGGAGGUGAUGUUGAGGAAUGUGUUGAGAGGGGAUAAUGACAUUCGGAGUGCUAAGACAUUGGUGUCACUAGCCGUUACUCACACGGACAGACGUCUUCACCAGAUGAUGUUCGCGGAUAGGGACUAUGAUGGUAACAUUUGUGGCGAUGCCCCUGUUGUGUUGGUGCAAAACUACUUGGAGAAGGACUAUUCCGUUGUGAGUAUUCAUUGCAAGGAUAGGAACAAGCUUCUGUUCGACGUGGUUUGCACAUUGACGGACAUGGAGUACGUCAUUUUCCAUGCCACCGUGGACACAUCGGGUGACAGAGCUUCCUUGGAAUUCUUCAUCAGACACAUGGACGGCACCCCGAUAAGCUCAGAGGCCGAAAAGCAGCGUGUGAUCCUCUGCAUUGCGGCAGCGAUCAAAAGGAGAGCAUCUCAGGGUGUGAGGCUUGAGCUCUGCACGGUCGACAAGAAGGGUCUUCUAGCCGAUGUGACACGGACCUUCCGUGAGAACGGACUCAAUGUCACGAUGGCAGAGAUCUCGACCGUGAUGGGGACAGCCCGGAACGUGUUCCACGUGACGGAUGCAGCGGGCAACCCGGCUGAUGAGAAGAUCAUCGACUCGGUCCGGCAGAAGAUCGGGGUGAGUAGGUUGAAAGUUAAGGAGCUGCCGUUGAUCUAUCACGAGAAAGUGGAGAGAGGGGAGGCGUCGGCCAUGAGUUGGUCGAUUGGGAACAUGGUGAGGAGGAAUCUAUACAACUUGGGUUUGAUAAAAUCUUGUUCUUGAUUAUGACAAGGGUCGGUUUUGUUUUGUUUGGUGGAAUAUAUUCUUUGCUUGGAUGCGUUGAGGUUUGGGAGAAGAUUACGUUGGUUAGAAGGGUAUCUUGGUUUGUUUAACAUAGUUACAUAGGAAUAGGAUAUGUCUUCUGUAAAUAGAUCAACAUUUAUUUAUCGAAUUUUACUAAUCUUUCUAUAGGGUAAUAAUACUACUUCAUUUGGAGUU